Gossypium arboreum is the source of this 1762-nucleotide messenger RNA. RefSeq names its product guanylate kinase 2-like. The record is from RefSeq and is a predicted model, not a curated record. Gene Ontology annotation, biological process: purine nucleotide metabolic process. Gene Ontology annotation, cellular component: cytosol. Gene Ontology annotation, molecular function: GMP kinase activity. The coding region runs from base 360 to 1574 and encodes 404 amino acids. The transcript is spliced from 11 exons. NCBI's taxonomy places the organism in Eukaryota, Viridiplantae, Streptophyta, Magnoliopsida, Malvales, Malvaceae.
CAAGAAGAAUGCGACCAAAAACGAAACCCUCACCAUUCACAGUUAUAAAGUUUAUACUUUUUUUUUUUUUUUGAGUUUUUGAUGAUUUCUUGUACCUUCUUCAACCCCCUUUUCAGUUUUUUCAAUUCUAAGUUAUGUUCUGAUUUAAACAAUCCCCAAAAUCCCAAUACUUUAGCCUGAAUUAACAAUAUUUAAAAAAAAUUCAUCAAGUUGAAGCAAAACCCUUUUUUCUCUCACAUUCUUUUUGUUAUAAUCAACCCUUUUUGCUUCCAGAAAUCUACCUAAAACCAAUAUAUUUUUUUUGGAUUUUUUUUUCUUUUAAAAAAGGCUGAAUAUUGUAUUGGAGGCAUUGGUUCUCCAUGGGAGAAGCCCCGGUGAUUUAUGUUGAGAAUCUAAAAGAUAGAUUUUCAAAUGGAUUUAAUUUAAGAUUCAAAGGCUUUGAGACAUCCAUUGAUGUUGGUGACAAGACAUUUGUGAUUGGUUCCAAUAACAAUGAUUCUAUAUCAUCAAUUGAGGUUCAAAUUUAUGACAAAUCCAAAGGGAAAUGGGUGAUUCCUACUGUGUUAGGAACAGAACCAAAGCGAUAUGAAGGCCAUUCAGCUAUUCUUUUGAAUGAAGAUAGGAUAAUGGUUAUCACCUGGGGUUCCACCCCGGAUGACUGCAUUUGGUUUCUUGAGGUGGAUACUGAGUACGUUAAGCAACAGAAAAAAGCUUCAGGGACUGAAGUCGUUGCAUGGAGUAAGGGUGUGAGGGGUGAUGCCGAGAAACCAGUUGUUAUCAGCGGUCCUUCCGGAGUUGGUAAGGGGACAUUAAUAAACAUGCUUAUGAAGGAAUUCCCGACCAUGUUCGGAUUCUCUGUCAGUCAUACAACUCGCGCACCGAGGAGUAUGGAGAAGAAUGGUGUUCAUUACCAUUUUACCGAGCGAAGUAUAAUGGAGAAAGAUAUCAAAGAUGGGAAAUUCCUCGAGUUUGCUUCCGUUCAUGGAAAUCUCUAUGGAACUAGUACUGAAGCAGUUGAGGCAGUAGCUGACUCGGGAAAGAGGUGCAUUCUUGACAUCGAUGUUCAAGGAGCAAAGUCAGUGAGGGCAAGUUCACUCGAUGCCGUUUUCAUCUUUAUAAGCCCUCCCUCGGUGGCAAAACUUGAGGAGCGGCUCCAUUUAAGGGGAACUGAAACACAGGAGCAAAUCCAAAAGCGCCUCCAGAAUGCCAAGGCAGAAAUCGAGCAAGGGAAAUCAUCGGGCAUCUUCGAUCAUAUAUUAUGUAAUGACCAUCUCGAGAAGUGUUACGAUGAUCUUAAGAAACUCCUUGGAUUAGACGGAACUACCUCAACUAACCCUAAACCAUCAUCUAAAGGGAUCAAUCUACCUUCAAAACAUGCGGCGUCGAAGAUCAAUAAUAAGAUCCUCAUUAAGUCUGAGACUCCAGGAUCGGGAAAUCCAUCAAAGAACUCGAUUGUUCUCGAUGUAUCCUUGCUUAAAGGUGGAGCUCCCAGUCGGACCAGAGGUCUGAACGUUUAUGCCGUCGAUCCAAAUCCAUUUUCAGAUUCCUUAAAUGGGAUUCAUAAACUAAGCUAACAAACGCCAACACUAUUUAGUUCUGACAUGAUUUUUAAGGCUAUCUAUUUAAAACUAUGAUACAAAAGCUCUACUUGUGUUCUAAGAUCAUUGCAUUAUUUGGAUGUUUCUUUUGCUUGUUUAAGAACAAAAAAAAAAAAACAAUGUUUUUGUAAUUGAAUUCAUGGUUGGAUUGAUCAGUUCACUAA